ACGGAGUAUAUCUCAAUGGAAUCGUCCAUGAACGAGAGAAGUGGAACCAUGACAGACGGAUGCGCCAUUCCACAAAAUUAAAAAAAAAGAAAAAUGGACGAGCAAAGAGUAUCAACAGAGACUGAUACACGGCAUUCACCAUCACCAUCGGCGCGGGAUCGCAACUCACAAUUGCAAUUACCUCUAUCUUGUGACCCACCUGGCCCCCAGAAUCCUCCGAAAGAGGCAACAUGGAUUAUCUUUGGCGCAACAGGUCAUAUGGGUCGAUCGUUAGUGCGAACGGCUUUAGCCCAUGGAGAUAAAGUUACGGCUGUUGGUCGUGCAUUUGAGGAUUCUCCGGAAUCAAUGCAAGACUGGCAUCCGCAAUGUAUGGGGCUGUUGUGUGACGUUCGUGUACGCGAGACCGUGGAUGAUGUGGUGACCAAAGCUAUUGCGCACUGGGGUCGUGUCGAUAUAAUUGCAAAUUGUUCUGGAUAUGGUGUCAUUGGGGCGUGUGAAGACCAAGACGAUUACGAGAUUCGCAAUCAAUUUGACACGAACUUCAUGGGCACUUUGAACAUCAUUCAGGCGUCCUUGCCCUACUUUAGAGAAAAUUCGGGUGGGCGAUAUUUGAUCUUCAGUUCUACAUCUGGCUCUCUUGGUGUCCCGGGAUUAGGACCCUACUGCGCAACAAAAUAUGCUGUCGAGGGACUCAUUGAAAGCAUGAUGUAUGAGAUUGAUUCUUUUGGUAUCAAAGCCACUUUGGUUGAGCCAGGGCUGGUCCGACGAGAUGAUCCUGAUGACGAUAGUCCUCAACUACCCGCUUUUGGCCAUUUCAUAGUAAAAUCCGCUUCGGAACCAUACGCCAGCCCAACCGCUCCCGCAGGCCAUGCGAAGCGGAUGUUACAAUGGAUUAGUGAUCGGCAACGCACCAGCGCGGUGAAAAGCGCAGAAUUGAUUUGGCAGCUUGCGCACUGUUCCUAUCCGCCUUUGCGCUUCCUCCUGGGAACAUACGCAGUCGAAAGCAUUAGAGAUAGGCUCAGGUCGAUUAUUGAAGAGAUCGAAGAUUGGAAAUAUUUAAGCUUCCCAUCCACAGCCGAGGAGGCAGCGAUGGCCACUGCAGCGGAGCCAGGCCAACAAGACGAUGACGCUUGAAUGAAUAUUUGACGUGAUUUCACUAAAGAAAACUAGUUCGGCCUCAACACGAAACAAUGGCAAAGCUGACCAGAGAUCAAAACC
Molecule: messenger RNA, 1218 nt
Organism: Xylona heveae TC161
Lineage: Eukaryota; Fungi; Ascomycota; Xylonomycetes; Xylonales; Xylonaceae
Product: estradiol 17-beta-dehydrogenase 1
Exons: 8
Coding region: 94-1134 (346 amino acids)
Molecular function (GO): oxidoreductase activity
Source: RefSeq, a predicted model, not a curated record